AUGGAUUCAACUACGCAUACGCUGCGAGCUUCUCCGGACAGCCAAUGGAUUGAACCGACCCCCGAGGGCAGUCCAGACCACAUCGAUAUCGACGAGGCUAUGUCCGCGGACAUCAAUGAAUUUUUCCAUACCAUCCACCCCAACUUCCUUAGUAUGGGCCCGGGGGGGUCUCAGGAACUUCCCAUUCCCGGCCAGGCUCAUGAUCAGACUUUCGACCCUCAGACUUUCGACCCCAUUGUCACCCCCACUGGCACCGUCACCAUGAGCGACUUGGCUGCUGCGUUUGAUGACUAUGUUUCGCGUAACAUCCUGGAGUUCUCUGCCGCCCCAACUUCUCCUUCAGCUCCUGGUCCUGUGCUCGGCCUGGAGUCCGGCUCUGAGACCCAUUUCAACGGUCCUCGAGCGCCUGUCCCUGUGGGUGACUAUGACGAGUUUAGUAACUACCUUAUCGCUAGCUUCAACGAGUGGUUGAAAGGGGAGGGGGUCGCUGAGGGUCCUAAUCAAGCGCCCAGCCUCGCCCGACUCUCAGAGGCGUAUCAAGCUUUCCAACAGCAAUUCUCCUCCAGGCGUUACAGCGAGAGUGAUUUGCACGCUUCAGAGGCCCCGCAAAUGGACGACAGCGCUGCUACCGCCGUUCAUCAGCAAGAGUUCGAAACUGCGUUUAGGAAUCAUCUGGAGCGCUUCAACUGGGACGAUGCCAUUGCUCAAGGCGGCGCUUGGCAACCUGAAUCUCCAGCCUCGAGCUCCGACUCCUCCGACCAAAAUCAAGCCUUCGAAUAG
This is a messenger RNA of Coprinopsis cinerea okayama7#130, 780 nucleotides long. RefSeq lists its product as hypothetical. The transcript has a single exon. NCBI's taxonomy places the organism in Eukaryota, Fungi, Basidiomycota, Agaricomycetes, Agaricales, Psathyrellaceae. Bases 1 to 780 code for a protein of 259 amino acids. The record is from RefSeq and is a predicted model, not a curated record.